GAGAGAUUGAGCAAAGAUGCAGAUAAGAAAAAUUUGAUUUGUUCUUUGGGAGGCACGAACAAGGAGAAAGAGAAAGAAAAAAAAAAGGAGAGAGGAGAGAGAUGGCCGAAUAGAAAGAAGACGGUAGUGGCCCUUGAUCUUGAGAUUGAGAACAACCUGCCUCACAAUGCUUAUAUGAAAUACUUUGGCCGUAAUAAUCUACUUCACCUAGAGGAGGAUCCCAAACUAAAAACUAAAAAUACAGCAGGACCCUCUGGUGACCGGCGGUAACCUCAUCUUUCUUCCCUUUCUUUGUUUCUUUUCCCUGUCAGUCCAUCGUCCCC
Molecule: messenger RNA, 323 nt
Organism: Linum tenue
Lineage: Eukaryota; Viridiplantae; Streptophyta; Magnoliopsida; Malpighiales; Linaceae
Source: the annotation of a GenBank genome assembly